UAGAUAGGAUUAUACCUCUCAGCUCUCUUUCAUUCAUGUUCUCAUCCACAGCUUCAACCCUCUUGCUCCACUCCAACUUUGUGUAAUCUCUCUCUUUCUCUUUCUCUUUUCCACUCGGAUUUAACACACCCCAUAUGUUCUGUAUGUGAUUAGAUAGUAUGAACAUAUGCCAAAGAAAUCAACUUUGUGACUUUUUCUUAUAAAGUUUGGAACUUGAAUUUUUUGUGUCAUUGUGAGAGCUAUGUUCGUUUCAUUCCACAUUUCCAACACUGACUCACGCCUUCUUUUACCCACCAUGGUUGAUUGCACUUGUGCAUUUUACCCUCCAGCAACAUUGCAAGUGCUUCCUCUGGUCAGGGCUGCCCCUGCAAAUUUAACUUUUGUUUGUUCCUCCCAAAGGGUUCUCCCCAUUGAGGAGCUUCAACUCAGUGAUGCUGAUGAUGGGGACCCCUCAGAUGCUAUUGUUGAUUACUCUGAUUAUUUCAACAAUGGGGAUGGAGUGGUUGGCUUUGAUGACUCCCUCAGCGAAGAGGUGCUCAAGGAGAGGAUCAGAAGAAUGAGAAUAGGGCUGGCCAACCGCGGGAAAGUGCCUUGGAACAAAGGAAAGAAACACAGUGCAGAGACCCGGGAGCGAAUCAGACAAAGAACUAUAGAGGCUUUGAGGGAUCCUAAGGUAAGGAAGAAGAUGGCCGAACAUCCCCAUUCUCAUAGUGAUCAAACCAAGGCAAAGAUAAGUGAUUCAGUGAGGCGUGUUUGGUGUGAGCGGCUGAAGUCGAAACGGAUAAGGGAGGAUUUUUUGCUUUCAUGGACACAAAGCAUAGCAAAUUUUGCCAAGAAAGGAGGAAUUGGUCAGGAAGAGCUAGAAUGGGAUAGCUACCAUAAGAUAAGACAACAGUUGGAGCUCCAUCAUCAUAUGCUAGCCAGCAAAAAGCGAAGAGAAAAGGUGAUGGCAGUUACUGGAGCAAAGAAUAUCAUCCUAGCAUGGAGGGAAAACAUAGCCAGAGCAGCUAAGAAAGGAGGGAGUGGGGAACAAGAGCUUGACUGGGACAGCUAUGAGAAGAUACAAGAAGAAAUUAUUCGCCAGCGCCGAUUUCAGCGUACUGAAGAAAAGGCAAAGAAAAAAGAGUUGGCCAGGGUAAAAUCAGAGAAAGCAGCUCGGAUAAAAGCAAUAAAAAGGGUAAUCCUCACUCAGAAGAGAAAAGAGCAUCAAGAGAGGGCUAAAGUGAAAGGAAAUACAAAGAGUCAUCGCCACAGAAAUAGUAAGGAAGGCAAAGCUUCCUUGGAAGAUACUCAAGAGUUAAAACUGUGCAAUCCAUUAACUAAGAUUCACAUGAUUGAGAACACCAAUGGUGACUUAACUAGAGAAGGAGACACUUUUGAUUGCAUUUUUCCAGCCCAUAAUAAAUUGGAUUUAGAGCUUAUCAAGAGAGAAAAAAUGCAGAAAGAAGUGUCACUUGCUGAUCAAAUCCAAGCUGCUAGAGACAAAAAAAGUACCUACAUUAAUAAAAGACGAGAAUUCAAUUGAUGGUAUUGAAACAUCAAUUAUGGUAGCACCACAAGGAAAAGGAAGAGGCAGAAGCAAUCGAGGAGGGCGUGGUGUAUGCUGAUGAUAUUGUUAUUAUAAGAAAUGACGUCACUAGAAUUACUCAAUUAAAGAAUAAUUUGUUCAACCACUUUCAGGCCAAAGAUUUGGGUCAUCUAAAUAUUUCUUGGUAUUGAAGUGGCACAGUCAAAAGAAUGUGUCAUUAUUACACAAGGAAAAUAUGCUCUUGAUAUUUUGGAGGAAACAAACCUGACAAAUGGCAAGCCCAUUGAUAGUCAUAUGGUCUCAAAUCAAAAGUUAAUGAGAGAUCAAGGUGAAAUUUUCUCAGACCUAGAGAGAUAUAAAAGGUUGGUUGGAAAACUCAUCUAUCUUACCACAAUAAGACCUGAUCUUUCUUAUCUGGUGGGAGUUGAGUAAGUUUAUCCAACAUCCACAUGUUGAUCAUUGGAAUGCAGUGAUUUGUAUUCUCAGAUACGUAAAAGGAAACUCAAGAUAAAGAUUGUUGUGUGAGAACAAAGGAAGCACUCGGAUCCAAGGAUAUUGUGAUGCAUAUUGGGCUGGUUGUCCAAUUGAUUGAAGAUCUACUACAAGAUAAUGUGUUUUACUUGGAGGGAACCUUAUAUAUUGGAAAAACAAGAAACAAAUUGUUGUUGCUCGAUCUAGUGCUGAAACUGAAUAUCGAUCUAUGAUUCUAACUGCAUGUGAACUUGUGUGGAUUAAACAACUUCUUCAAGAAUUGAAAUUUUUGUGAAAAUGAGCAAAUGAAAUUGUACUAUGACAACCAAGUAGUCCUUCACAUUGCCUCUAAUUCUGUGUUUUAUGAGAAAACAAAACACAUAGAGAUUGACUUUAAUUUUAUUAGAGAGAAGUU
Messenger RNA from Vigna angularis (adzuki bean), 2414 nucleotides. RefSeq lists its product as uncharacterized. The transcript has 6 exons. Lineage: Eukaryota; Viridiplantae; Streptophyta; Magnoliopsida; Fabales; Fabaceae. Gene Ontology annotation, molecular function: DNA binding. Bases 242 to 1525 code for a protein of 427 amino acids. The record is from RefSeq and is a predicted model, not a curated record.